Molecule: messenger RNA, 303 nt
Organism: Cryphonectria parasitica EP155
Lineage: Eukaryota; Fungi; Ascomycota; Sordariomycetes; Diaporthales; Cryphonectriaceae
Exons: 1
Coding region: 1-303 (100 amino acids)
Biological process (GO): Mo-molybdopterin cofactor biosynthetic process
Cellular component (GO): cytosol
Source: RefSeq, a predicted model, not a curated record
AUGCCCUCAGCGAUACCCAAGCCCCCAAGCGGGCACUUUAACCUUCUCUAUUUCGCCGGCGCGAACACGUUCACCGGUAAAGAGUUCGAGCCGCUGCCCGCGCCGCUGCCCUUGAAGCAGCUCUUCGCGACGCUCGAGGAGCGAUACGCAGGUAUCAAGUCAAAGGUGCUCGAAUCCUGCUUGGUCACUAUCAAUCUGAACUACGUCGACGUCCCUGAGGAUUCCAAUGAGGGUGGCGCCGACGAGCCUGUUAUUAAAGAGGGUGAUGAAGUGGCCAUCAUCCCACCUGUGAGCUCUGGAUGA